Messenger RNA from Suillus clintonianus, 1415 nucleotides. RefSeq lists its product as uncharacterized. The record is from RefSeq and is a predicted model, not a curated record. The transcript has 6 exons. NCBI's taxonomy places the organism in Eukaryota, Fungi, Basidiomycota, Agaricomycetes, Boletales, Suillaceae. Gene Ontology annotation, molecular function: 4-hydroxy-tetrahydrodipicolinate synthase activity. Bases 173 to 1099 code for a protein of 308 amino acids.
CCGGUCCGUUGCUGGUCCGAUUCCCCCAGCUGACCGUCAUCAUACCAAUCGUGCUCUCGGAGCUCCGGCAGAAGAAGAAGAAGAUGUCGCGGGACCAACCCCAUAUAACUGCCAGAGCACUGAGAUCAGCCAUUAUUUCUUUUCUCCAACCAGAUCGAUAAGUAUCUGCAACAUGCAAGCUGCGGUACCCCCUUCUGGAAUUUACGUGCCCGCUGUCUUGUUCUUCAAAGAGAACGAGGACUUUGAUGUCCCUGCUAUACAGUCUCAUGUCUUACGGCUCGCUCAGGGAGGUGUCACAGGUAUCGUCGUGCAAGGAAGCAAUGGAGAGGCUCAACACUUGUCACACGACGAGCGUAAAGAGGCCAUCAGCCUUACUCGCAAGACGUUAGAUGACAAUGGCUUCCAGAACGUUGUUAUUAUUGCAGGUUGCGGUGCCCAAUCUGCGCGAGAGACGAAGAAGCUCUGCGCAGAUGCAAAGGAUGCUGGUGCUGCCUUUGUGCUCGUAUUGACACCUUCCGUCUGGCCUGGAGACAUGACGACACAGAACAUCAUCAACUACCAUCGUGAAGUUGCAGAUUAUUCACCUUUGCCAUACAUGGUGUACAACUUCCCAACCGUCACUGCCGGCAUCGACCUGGACUCCGAUAUUAUCCUCACACUCUCAGAGCACCCCAACAUUGUAGGCACUAAGCUGUCCUGUGGAAACGUUGGAAAGCUCCACCGAAUUACUUCUGUCAAGCCGCCCUCAGAAUUCUGCACUCUCGCUGGUGUAUCAGAGGUGCUCCUACAGGGACUCCUUUCUGGAAGUGCUGGCGCUAUUGCCGCGCUCCCGAACCUCGUGCCUAAGCUACACAUGAAGUUGUACGCACUCUACCAGGCAGGAAAGAUCGACGAGGCUAUGAAGAUUCAAGCUCAACUAGGUCAGGGAGAUUGGGCAACACGCAAGGCUGGAGGAGUUGGUGCUAUGAAGGCACUGAUCUCGAAACAUUUCGGAUAUGGAGAAACUUACGUUCGACGGCCGCUCAUGGCUGUUUCACGACUCAGUGGUACAUAUGUUGAUAAACUGGAGGAACUGAUCGCCAGUGAGAAGAUGUUGUAGGAUGUCACAUGUUUUGUAUUACGAAUAUCGCAUGCACACAGUCCAAGUUUCCGAUUCCUUAUCCACCUGACACCGGACCACACCAUGAAAACACACGACACUUCGUCCAUGUGGAUCCAAAAUCAUUCAAUCCCUCGAGAGUCAAUAUCAGUCCUUUCAUCAUGUUCGCCAUCAAUCACGGUGCAAUCUGUGCAUCCUGGUGCAUGGCGCCUACAUUGUGGGGUGACGCUGAUCAUGACGGAUUUUUAUUUGGAUCAAUUCUGGAGCGAGAUAAGCAGUGGGUAAACUGACGACGUGUUGCUGUCUCUGGGAUGCG